GACUGUGAGGAAGUGGACUGAGGAGCCAAAGCUGAAGUUACAGGCCUGCUUUGACUGAAGUAGCUUUGCAGCUGCAGAGCUGACUUCAACGAGCUGACAGACACUGUGACGUCCUACAUCAGCUGCAGGCCAAGACUAUCUGACAUACAACAACAAUAAACCUUAGUUCACACCUAACCUCAGGAAGCUGCGUCAGACCAAGGAAGAGGCCUACAGAAGCGGGGACCAGGACCUGUUCAAGCAGGCCAGAAACAGGCUGACAAAGGAGAUCAGGGUAGUUAAGAGGAGCUAAUGAGAGACUAAAAAACUCUCUGCAAACAACCCUCUGUCAGUGUGGAGAGUCCUGCAGCACAUCAUCAGCUACAGGAGACCAUCCCCCCUCCCUGUGGAAAAUCCCAGACUUGCUAAUGGUCUGAAUAACUUUUACUGGUUUCUGCAGGUUUGGGAAGUAGUCCUUCACACCUUCAACCCACACAUUAGGUCUCCCUGUAACCCCCACAUCCUUCAACUAGACCUCCGCCUGCACCAAGGAUCUGUGAAGAGUGCCGGCUCUUUUUAAGACAGAAGCUCAGGAAGGCUCCAGGACCAGACAAUGUGUCCCUGCCUGCCUGAAAGUCAGUGUUGAACAGCUGGCACUCACCUUCACUCUGAUCUUUAAUCGAUCCCUGCAGCUGUGUAAAGAUGCCCUCAUGCUUCAAACGCUCCACCAUUAUACCAAGAAGCCCUCCAUCACAGGAGUUUAUGAAUACAGGCCCGUUGCCCUGACGUCUGUAGUCCUGAAAUCCUUUGAAAGACUGGUGUUGUCACCAUCACAAGCCCCCUGCUGGACCCCUUGGACUUUGCCUACAGGGCAAGCAGGUCGAUAGACGAUGCCUUUGAUGUGGGACUGAACUACAUCCUGCAUCACCUCGAUUUCCCAGGGACGUAUGCAAGGAUCCUGUUCGUGGACUUCAGCUUGGUAUUUAACACCAUUAUCUCUGAAAUCCUCCACCGGAAGCUUACUCAGCUCACAGUUCCCACCUCCACCUGAGGCUGGGGAGCAUCACGUCCAGCACUCCAUCAGCACUGGUACCCCCCAGGGCUGUGUCCUCUCCCCACUGCUCUUCUCCCUCUGCUUCACUGGGCGCCGUCUUUAGCUAAGCUCUGGGCCAUGAGGUCUUCAUCCCUCCUCCUCCUCCUCUCCUUCCUCCUGGGAGUAAGUGAUGUUCAAGGAGAUUCAGACUUCAGAAUCUGUGCAUUUAACCUUCAUCAUUAUGGAGAUUCUAAAGCCAAGAAGACCGAUGUCAUGCAGACUCUUGUCAAGAUCAUCUCUCGCUGCGACGUGUGCUUGCUUCAGGAGGUGAGAGACAGUAAAGGAACAGCUGUACCACAGCUGCUCGAACAGGUCCAAAGGUAUGGCUCUGGACAUGAGUACAGAGCUGUGGCCAGUGGGAGGCUGGGCAGGUCGGCGUCGUACCAGGAGCAGUAUGUGUUUUUUUACAGGAGUAACUCAGUGACACUCACUGACCAGUAUCAGUAUCCAGACGAGCUUCCAGGAGAUGUAGAUGCUUUCUCCAGAGAGCCGUUCGUUGUUCGCUUCAGGGCCCCCACCACAGCUAUAAAGGAAUUUGUCCUGAUUCCUCAGCACACCACUCCAGACAACACCACUAAGGAGCUCGAUGCCCUGUAUGAUGUUCUGCAGCACGUGAGGAAGAUGUGGAAAACUGAGAAUGUGAUGCUUCUUGGGGACUUUAAUGCUGACUGUGGUUACCUUGCUAAGAAGAACCGCUUUAAAGUGCGCCUGAUUACAGACAAAAACCUCUUCUGGCUCAUACCGGAGAACAGUGACACCACCGUACGUUCGACCACAUCCUGCACAUACGACAGGAUUGUUGUGCACGGAGAAGCCUUUAACAGAGCGGUGGUGCCUUCCUCCGCCAAACCUUUUAACUUCCAGACAGAAUACCGACUAACAGAAGAGCAGGCACUGGACGUGAGCGACCAUUAUCCAGUGGAGGUCCUCCUGCAGGUGGUCAGAUCCAGAGCCUUCAGGGGCAGCACAUCCUCCAGUGGCAGCACAUCUGGAACAAGCACGUUGCUCCAGAUGUGCACGUUGUUCGUCCUCAGCCAUCUUACCCGCCACAUAUGAUCACAGUAGCUGGAAUAAACUUGCAGAAAGGAUGAUUUUAAACUCUGUGUUUGAGGAAGAUCUAAAGAAAAGUUCAUGAACUGAUGAAGAGUCCUGCAUGUGGAGUCUGAUGAUGCUCGAAAUGAAGCUGUUCGCCUUCUUCACCCUCGUAUUCUUUUAUGUUCCAGCCAAGCAUGCUUCAGAUUUACUAAAACCUCCUCAGCAUUGGAUCAACAUUCUUCUACCAUGUUUUAUUUUGCACAUGCUGGGGUCCACAUUAGCUGCUGAGGAGGUUCCUGUAAAGACCUGAAGCAUGCUUAGACUGGUUUAAACAGUCCAGUGUUCUUCAUGUUAAAAGGAUAUUAAAGAGAAAAUGAAAGUAAAUCACUUGUAAAUGGUGAAUUAGAUAACAGUAGCUGUGUUCUUUUAAUCCGAUCGAAUGUCCAGUCAGAAUAAAAAAGCUUCAUGUAAACAUGUCAGCUGGAAUCUGUUCAGAUUUUAGGCAGAUUGAUGAAAUAUUUGUCUGUUUGAUCGUAGCCAGUGUUAAACUUAAGCAGGUCUUUAACCUCCUGGUGUCUGAUGCUGUAAGUGAACAUUUAUAUUCUUCUCUUUUUACUUUCAAACAAGCAGAACUUUUUCUUUUACCUUCAGCCUUUCUCCAUUUUGUUCUUUAGAUUUAACAGAAAUCUGCUGUGGUUUUAUGAAACAUGUUCACGGUCCUUUGGUCUGAUUUGUAAC
Messenger RNA from Melanotaenia boesemani (Boeseman's rainbowfish), 2845 nucleotides. It is a transcript of the gene dnase1l1, whose product is annotated as deoxyribonuclease I-like 1. Gene Ontology annotation, biological process: DNA catabolic process. NCBI's taxonomy places the organism in Eukaryota, Metazoa, Chordata, Actinopteri, Atheriniformes, Melanotaeniidae. The transcript has 9 exons. Gene Ontology annotation, molecular function: DNA nuclease activity. Gene Ontology annotation, cellular component: nucleus. Bases 1151 to 2128 code for a protein of 325 amino acids. The record is from RefSeq and is a predicted model, not a curated record.